CUCCGUUUAACCUCGGAACAGCGAUUCGAGGCGACUCGACACAACCGCUCGCGCUCUCUCUGUCUCUCUCUCCUCGCCCCCUCCUCUUCCUCCUCCUCCUCCUCCCUCCCUCCCUCCUCUUCCUACCUGAUUCAGAUCCGCUCCGACGCUAUGCGUGUGACCGCGUCUCUCUCUGCAAGGCGAGCACCACCGGAGAGACCCGCACGCUGCCGCUGCUGACCGCCGGCUGACAAGCGACCCAGGCCGGGCAACAGGAGCGGGGAGACGCCGCCGCUGAUUGACCUCCGCCGGAGGAGAAGGCGGAACAAAUUAACGGGCAAAGAUUUGGCCCUGGAUAAAGAGAUCGGCAAGAGGACGAGUGUGGCGUCCCGGAGCCUGCUGUCCCAUUCGUCACCCUCUCCUCUCUUCCUCUACUUAGCCAAGCUUUCACCUCGCCAAACUCCACACCUCCAUCUUCCAUCUCUCCCACUUCUCCUCUUUUAUUCAGAAGUCCUCGUCGUCUUUUGCUGCCGGCAAACUUUGCAGCCAUUUCCACAUCUGUGUCUUCUCACUUUCUCUGUCCUUCUUCCCAUCUCGCUGGUCUCUUCCCUAUCUCUCUCUCCCUUCCUUCGCUUUCGACUGUGAGCUUUUCAUGGCUUCUAAGCUAAACCCCAACGUCCUGUAUGUGGCGGAGCACGGCGAGUCGCUGGGGUCGCCCCAAGCGGACUCUGAAAGGACUCAUAUUGCUGGGGAAGCUGGAGAAGAGUCGUCAGACAGCGAGGGGGAACAAGAAGAGACAUCGCACAAGUUGAUCCGCAAGGUGUCCACCUCGGGACAGAUUAGGGCCAAGAAAAGUGUGAAGGAGGGAAUCCUGUUAAAGCAGACCAGUUCCUUUCAGAGGUGGAAGAGGAGGUACUUCAAACUCAGAGGGAGGACCCUCUACUAUGCCAAAGACUGCAAGUCUCUGAUUUUUGAUGAAGUGGACCUAUCAGACGCCAGUGUGGCCGAGACCAGCACCAAGAACAUCAACAACAGCUUCACGGUGAUCACUCCAUUUCGCAAACUUAUGUUAUGUGCCGAGAGCAGGAAGGAAAUGGAGGACUGGAUCAGCGCUCUCAAAUCCGUCCAAAAAUGGGAAACCUAUGAGGCCAGCCAAUUCAACAUGGAGCAUUUCUCUGGGAUGCACAACUGGUACGCCUGCUCGCACGCCAGACCGACCUUCUGCAACGUCUGCAGAGAGGCUCUGCCAGGCGUCACCUCCCACGGCCUGUCCUGUGAAGUUUGUAAGUUCAAGGCUCAUAAGCGCUGUGCAGUUCGCUCCACCAACAACUGCAAAUGGACCACACUGGCCUCCAUAGGAAAUGACAUUGUUGAGGAUGAGGACGGGGUGUUCAUGCCGCACCAGUGGCUGGAAGGUAACCUGCCGGUCAGUGCCAAAUGUGUGGUGUGUGACAGGAACUGUGGCAGUGUGCGGCGGCUGCAGGACUGGCGCUGCCUCUGGUGCAAAGCCAUCGUCCACAACAGCUGUAAAGAACAAAUGGGGAAGGUGUGUCCCUUGGGUCAAUAUCGAGUGUCAAUCAUCCCUCCCACUGCACUUAACAGCAUCGACUCGGAUGGCUUCUGGAAGGCCGCCUCAGCGUCGUGCACCAGUCCUCUCCUGGUCCUGGUGAACUCCAAAAGUGGAGACAACCAGGGGGUGAAGUUCCUCCGCAAGUUCAAGCAGCUUCUCAACCCGGCGCAAGUCUUUGACCUGAUGAACGGAGGACCAGAGCUCGGCCUACGCCUUUUCCAGAAGUUUGUGACGUUUCGUAUCCUGGUGUGCGGAGGAGACGGCAGCGUGGGCUGGGUGCUCUCAGAGCUGGAUAAACUCAACCUCCAUAAACAGUGCCAGCUCGGUGUGCUGCCUCUGGGCACAGGUAACGACCUGGCUCGUGUUCUGGGCUGGGGAGGCCUCUGUGACGAUGACGCUCAGCUGCUGCAGAUCCUGGAGAAGCUGGAGAGAGCCACCACCAAAAUGCUGGACCGAUGGAGUGUGAUGACGUACGAGGUGCCCACAACCACUAAACGCACGCCAAUAGUGAAAGAAGACGACUGCCUUGAUUAUCCUCUGCAGACCCACAUCACUCAGUAUGCUGACUCCGUGGCCUCCCACCUCGCCAAGAUCCUGGACUCGGACAAGCACAGUGACGUCAUUUCCUCUGCCAAGUUUCUGUGUGGGACGGUGAAUGAUUUUGUGGCGGAGGUGGGGAAGGCGUACGAGAGAGCCACAGAGAACAAGGAGGAGGCAGAUGCGAUGGCCAAGAAGUGUGCAUUGCUGAACGAGAAGCUCGAUUCCCUCGUCAAGGCCUUAAGUGAGGAAGCAGAGGCCCAGGUGGUGCCAGCUGGUUCGGUGCCCAGCCAGGAGAGUGGCGGCUCCAGCCCCAGCGAAAGUGGCGGCGAGUCGGGUUCAGAGGGUAAAACGUACCGGUCCAAGGAGCAGCUGAUGCUCAGGGCCAACAGCCUGAAGAAAGCCCUGAGGCAGAUCAUCGAGCAGGCCGAGAAAGUGGUGGACGAGCAGAACCGACACACGCAGGUCCAGAGGAUGUCAUCCUCGUCCUCCAUCAAAAGAGAAAACAGCGAGGACCUGAAGGAUGCUGAGCCGCGCCAAGGAAGCUUAAGCCCCACCUCCCCCAUUGUCCUUGAGAAACCAGAGAGCCUCAACACUGUCGCCUACAGCGAGGAGUCUGUGCAAUGUUCAGAGAAGUGUGUGAUGAACAACUACUUCGGCAUCGGCCUGGACGCCAAGAUUUCCCUCGAGUUCAACAACAAGAGAGACGAGCACCCAAAGAAAUGCAGCAGUCGCACCAAGAACAUGAUGUGGUACGGAGUGCUGGGGACUAAAGAGCUGGUCCAGAAGACGUACAAGAACCUGGAGCAGAGAGUUCAGCUGGAGUGUGACGGUGUUCCCAUGUCUCUGCCAAGUCUGCAGGGCUUAGCUGUGCUCAAUAUCUCAAGCUACGCAGGCGGUAUCAACUUCUGGGGAGGCACCAAGGAGGAUAAUAACUUUGGUGCUCCAUCAUUUGACGAUAAGAAGUUGGAGGUGGUGGCGGUGUUUGGCAGCAUGCAGAUGGCCAUGUCCAGAGUCAUCAACCUGCAGCACCACCGCAUUGCACAGUGCCGCCAGGUGAGGAUCACCAUCCUCGGGGAGGAGGGGGUUCCCGUGCAGGUGGACGGAGAGGCGUGGAUCCAGCCGCCUGGCAUCGUCAAGAUCGUCCAUAAGAACCGAGCGCAGAUGCUCACCAGAGACAGAGCGUUCGAGAGCACGCUGAAGUCGUGGGAGGACAAGAGAAAGAUCGACAGCUACCGCGACACCAGGCCCCGCCUUAACUCUCAGCAGUCCAUGGAGUACCUGACUGAGGAGGAGUGCGCUCAGGUGCAGCAGCUGGGCAUCGUGGCCGACACCCUCCUCCCCAGGAUCCGUGAGGCAGCCAAAACCCACAAGCUGGUGGAGCAGGAGCUGGCUCACGCUGUCAACGCCACGGCCCUGGUGCUCACGGAGGCCAAACUGUCCAGCCCUGAGUGUCUAAGUCGCACCACGGCGGUGGAAAUCGUCAACAGCAGUAAAGUUCUCCAGGCCGAGACCAGCAUGCUGCUUGAUGGAAAACUACUGUCAGAGUCUCCAGAGGAAGAGGAGCUUCGGUCAACUCUGAACAGCCUCAGUGCCGAGCUCCACAAGCUGGAUGACAUCCACUGGAUCUGUCCACUCAUGCAGUGCUCCGAGGAGGACUCGGUGAGGGGCAGCAGUAAGAGCAGCAGCAGCAUAAAGCUGAAGAUAAUACCCAAGGUGAAGAAGGAGAGAGAGAAACUCCACAAGCAGAAGUCCAACAGCUCUCUCUCAGGAAAUUGGGAUAUCAAAAGUGGGGCUGGUGAAGUAGAUUCGUCUGGCAACUGAAAUCCUGCAUGAGGUGCUUUAUUACUGCCCCCUGCUACCCUGAGAACCAGGGGUGAGGAGCACCCCUCCUGUUCUCCUCCCCUCUAAUCGCGAUACCUAGUGGCCUGACAGAGGUGUGAGGAAGAAAAGGAAAACCAUCUUCCCAACUUUUAUGCUAAUUCCUCCCUGUUUAACUUCUUUACCCUCCAUUUUUGCAGGGAGGAGUUUUCUUUGUUCUAUUUCUUCUUUUAUUUCUUCUUUUAUUUUUUGAAGGGGCCUGGCUUUGCAUCGCAUUGCUUCUCCAUUGGCGUUCUGCUUUUGGCUCUGCUUGAAUUAGGAAGUUGUCGUGGCCAGCAGCGAAUCAAACAGGAAGUGGGAGGCGUGAAACAUUUGCACGUUCUCGCAAAUGCUAUUUUUUUGAGAAAGAAUUGUGUUUACGUGGUGCUCUCCUUGCAUGUCGAGUGCAGCUAUCUUAUUUUAUAUUUAUCAUACGUUGUUACAGUCUUUUAAUUCUCUUCUCUUCUUUAUUUCUCAACUUAUGAAUAGCCUUUAGACUUUGAUUUAUCUUGAGACUUUUGAAGAGUAUUUAUUUCUUGUUGCUACUGCCAUGAGAACUCAAACGGCAACAAAUCAACAAAAAUGAACAAACUGAAACAUCUCAAACUUCAUCUACUGAACUGGAGAAUAUCUUAAAUGUUGCAAAAAAUGUAAGGAGGAAUGUACUUGUGUGGACUUGUAUUAUCCUGUGAAUGAUAAUGUGUAAUGAUAAAUCAUAUAAGAUUUGACAAAGGUUCUGCUGUUGUGGUUCUAAAGUGGUUCUUAAUAGGCUGUUGUCUGACUUGUGUUAACCAAGGCUAUGCAGUCACGCUGCAAAAAUAAUGUUCUUUAUGAUGAGUCAUUUCAUCUGGAAUCCAGCCUUACGGAAACAUCCGACUCUGGGAUUUAAGUAUACAUCACUCAGUUAUUAUCAAGGUCUAAAAUGUGACUUCUGUGGGAGUCAAAACAUCUAAUACACUCAGUACACAGUUUUUCACUUGUUUUAAGAACCAUUUUGAGGUACAGUACCAGAUGAAAUGACUCCAUAAGUCAGUUUUUUUUGGCAGUAUAUGGUGGAGGUGUUUACAGAAGGAGGAAGCAUCAAGGAUACAUUAACAAAACAUUACAGCUACUCAGUAUAUUACUCCUACUUUGCCAUACUCCUGAUUGUAUAUGUAAUAUAAGAAUAAGAGUCAGUCGAUAUUUGAUUUUGCCUUGUCCGUGGUUAAAAGCUAUUAUUAUUAUUACAAAUAUAUAUAUUUUUUUGUAUAUCUUAUUUUCCCAAUGGUAAUCUGUGAAGCUGUCCUGGGUUUGCUGCUUCCCCCUUUGACAAACUCCUUGGCCACUGUGCAUAUAAUCGAAGCCAAUUAAUGCUGUCCUGUGUGUCCCUGCAUGCAUACUUAGCCUUCCUUCGCCUCACAGUGACUGCAGAAGUUGCCUCAAAAUAGCAAAUUUUAGCUUGAUUGUUUUGUUUUAACCUACUUUCUGCACCAGAUGGUCUGAGUUUUACUGCAAGAGAACAUUUAUACUAAUACUUUACUGUGAUGUCCAAACUUUAAGAGAGUAUAUUGAUUUACACCUUGUCUAUUCACAGGGCUCUCUGUGCUGGUUAUAACAAACAAUCUAAAAAACAAUAUAUGUAUGUAUCUAAUUAUUAUUUGCUUUGGCCAAAGCAAGUACGUGAAAUGAUUUUGGGUAUAUGUGCGGCUCUUCGGAAAUAACUAAAAUAUUGAUGUUUACGAGUUCUCGGGGCAACUUGCACCCAGGUUCAACAGUAAUGUUCUUGAAAGAAAUGGUCAGACAUUUGGGGAAAUUAGCGUAUUUGCUGUGUUAACUCAAGAUAAAGAAGAUGAUGAAUGUGUUUUUCAUCUCUGUCAGAGAUAAAGAUCACUCUUAGACAUGCUUAGCUUAGCAAAAAAAAAAAAACUGGAAGAAUUGGGAAACAUUGUCCGUCAAUCCAUGUAUCUUAUUAGCUGGCAACUGAGUUACCAAGAGAUCCUAGAGUGAAACUCAACUUUACUAUGAGGACAGGAUUUGUGAGAGGCUGUGUCUGUACUGCAUGCAGUCAAGAGAAAGCUCCAACAUGAAAGCAAUUUCUUGUUGAGCAGCUUUUUCGUUCAGAUGUUAAAUAUACACACAGAAUAAAUAAGACAACUUCGUCAUUAUUGGAACUACAGGAGCUAGGCAAGCCGUUUCCCCUGCUUACAGUGCUUUGACAUAAGCUAGGCUAAACACGAGGCUAACUCCAGACUGAAUGGACAGAUUAAUUUUAAGUAAUUCUUCUCUAUAUCUAACACUCUAUAAGACAGCAAAAAUGCGGACUUCUUUAAAAGUUAAAACCUGCAGGAUGUAAUAAAAAGCAACAUUCACUAGUCAUUCACUAGUGUGUUCCGUAGUUACUACAUAAUGUAAAGGUACGAUGAAGAAUCACAAAAGAUUAUUUCUUUUCAUGAUACACAACUUACCUAAAGCUGUUUAGUUGUGAUGCAACUCCACCACUUUCAAAAAUACAAAAAAGCGACAUAAUAUUAACAUUAAGAAAGGAAAAAUAUGCUUUAACUUCGCAGUAAACUUGUAAAGAAUCAUUUCUCAGAUUUUCCCAUUCAUGUAAAGGGUUGGCUCUUGAAUUUCUCAGUUAUUUACACAUUUGUCGAACUAACCCAAACUAACCCUUGAUAGUGCAGAGUUACUGUGAGGCGUUGUAGAUGUUCAGCUCUGGUAGGAUUGUGCUUCUGUAUCCAUAGUGUGCCAGCUAUACGCUCUACACCUUAGAGGCUUUAGUGGUGUUGUGCCAAGUUUGUACUGAGUUCAGUGGGUUAUGAGACGUACAAGGAAUGUGUGUGUGUGUGUGAGAGCGCGUGUGAGCUUCAGAUGCAAAAGUUGUUGUAUGUCGUAAAUUUCAAAGUUUACUGUAUCUUGCCUUGCACUUUACGAAGAAGCAAACUUAAUGGUUGAAAAAAGACAUUUGUAAGCAUGUGUGCGCGCGUGUUUCAAGAUUUCGAGUGCUUACGAGUGUUUUUUUUUUAUUUGAUGAAAAAAGAAAUCUUAUUUAUGAUAAAUGUAUACGAACAAAAGUGUGUUGAAAAAUGUAAUAUAUCUAAGCAAAUGUAAAAGAAUGAUAAAUAUUUAGAGCUGUAUACACAAAUGUUUAUCACAUCAGUGGUUGUACAAUUACUCCCACAGCAGCUUAAGAUCUCCCGUUUAAUGCCAAUGUUAUUGCAAGCGAUUUCUGUCAUUCCACUGCCACAGCAAUGCCAUGAAAAUGUCUUUCCAAUGCUACACCAAUUGGUAUUAAAAUAGUAUUCUAAAAAUGUAACUAAGAUUAAAGUUAUUCAAACUUUAAGCCAAAGCUUUUGGAAUUCUCCAGUGUUAUUACAAACUACUGAUGAAUCGUUUACACACACAAAAAUAGAGAUGUCAUGCCUAUGUUUAGCCAAUAUUUGGGUGAACUUUUUGUGUAUCUUAUUAAGAAAGUCUACCUUAUGCUUCAAGUAGCAUUUGUUGCGCUGAAAAUGAAUGCAAAGAUGUGUCCAGUUUUGGGGAGCACACAUUCGCAGAAGCCAUUUUGGGAUAAUAAUAAAAAAAACUAGUUGCCUAUGUUUAAUGGUCUUUUAACCGAUUUGUUUUUUCUUUCAAAUCAUAAUUUGUCACUCAUUGUUAUUAAUUUUUGUGAGUGUUGAUUUUAUUUUCCAACAUUUUUGGACUGAAACUCUUCCAAGGAGUAGCGUGGAGCUGAGAAACUGUAAUGAACCCACAGAUUACAAACAACCCCACCAUGUUUGUGCAACAGCAUUCCAUAGACAACAUUUGUGAACACACCCCCUGAUCUGAACAGCCUGUAUAUUGAACUGUGUGGAUAAUGCUGGAAGCCAGACUAGAUGUUGCACGACCUUGUAGAUUGCGAGGUGUUUUAUUGUGUUAUCGUGUGCUGUGUGUAACAAAGACAAAGUCAGCGCAACCCUUUGGAGAUUAAAUGAACUAUUGAAGUGUGAA
Messenger RNA from Micropterus salmoides (largemouth bass), 7918 nucleotides. RefSeq names its product diacylglycerol kinase eta. The transcript has 31 exons. The record is from RefSeq and is a predicted model, not a curated record. Gene Ontology annotation, molecular function: ATP-dependent diacylglycerol kinase activity. NCBI's taxonomy places the organism in Eukaryota, Metazoa, Chordata, Actinopteri, Centrarchiformes, Centrarchidae. Gene Ontology annotation, biological process: lipid phosphorylation; intracellular signal transduction; diacylglycerol metabolic process. Bases 632 to 3910 code for a protein of 1092 amino acids.